This is a messenger RNA of Limulus polyphemus (Atlantic horseshoe crab), 764 nucleotides long. RefSeq lists its product as uncharacterized. The transcript has a single exon. The record is from RefSeq and is a predicted model, not a curated record. The annotation marks the transcript as partial. Lineage: Eukaryota; Metazoa; Arthropoda; Merostomata; Xiphosura; Limulidae.
AGAAGUAUCACUACUACUACUUAACGUUAGAACUAGAGGAAUAUCACUACUUAUUGGCGUUAAAACUAGAGGAAUAUCACUACUACUACUACUCAGCGUUAGAACUAGAGGAAUAUUACUGCUACUACUUAGCGUUAGAACUAGAGGAAUACCACUACUUAUUGGCGUUAAAACUAGAGAAAUAUCACUACUACUACUACUUAACGUUAGAACGAGAGGAAUAUCACUACUUAUUGGCGUUAAAACUAGAGGAAUAUCACUACUACUACUAUUUAGCGUUAGAACUAGACGAAUAUUACUGCUACUACUUAGCGUUAGAACUAGUGGAAUAUCACUACUACUACUAUUUAGCGUUAGAACUAGACGAAUAUUACUGCUACUACUUAGCGUUAGAACUAGAGGACUUUCACUACUACUUAGCGUUAGAACUAGUGGAAUAUCACUACUACUACUACUAUUUAGCGUUAGAACUAGACGAAUAUUACUGCUACUACUUAGCGUUAGAACUAGUGGAAUAUCACUACUACUUUGCGUUAGAACUAGGGGACUUUCACUACUACUUGGCGUUAGAACUAGUGGAAUAUCACUACUACUUUGCGUUAGAACUAGAGGACUUUCACAACUACUUAUUAGCGUUAGAACUAGAGGAAUAUCACCACCUCUGCAAGAAUAGUUCCAGAGAGAGAGAGCAGUCACAUUUAACAGAAAAGAUACAGAGUACACAAUAUUAUAGCACAAAGCGUCCUCUUGCAUCCAAUCAGUAA